This is a messenger RNA of Seminavis robusta, 2982 nucleotides long. The record is from the annotation of a GenBank genome assembly. Lineage: Eukaryota; Bacillariophyta; Bacillariophyceae; Naviculales; Naviculaceae.
AUGAAAAACGGCGUGUGGGGCCCAUUAGAAGGCCAACGAGGAUGGUGGAUGGCAGCGUUAUUGGUGGCGGCCAUUGGUGUCUCAAGUCCAAAUGUCGAGGCUUUCCAGGUUAGCAGUCCCCACGCUGUCAUUCCGAGCUCCCGAAAGGGAACAGUAGCACUUUCAAGUGGAGUGUCAUCCAACUACAACAGAAAUACGAUUGACGAUUCCAAGGUUUCAACUGGCCUUGGGGCUCACGAAAGAAGAAGGAGUCCAUCCCCUGUGACACCAUCGCGAAUGUUUCUCAAGGCUGGGCAGUUGCACUCUCAGCCUUUUGCAUCAUUGUCAUCGGACUUUUUUGACACCCCUGGGGUGUCUACCACAUCAUCAAAAACGACAACAAGCAGUCUUUUGGCUGAUCAAAUGUUGGAUGUCCUGCUACCUCGAAGGGAUCGGGGUAUCCUGGGCUUUUCCAUUCAAGACCACGGAGACAAAAUAGUGCCAUCUGGCAAUUCACCUCCUUCCGUAUCAGAGACAUCCACUUCUCUACACUCGUCGACGGACCACUCUCAAGAGCGACAACUGUUCCAGUGGUCAGAUGCCGAUCUACAAGUUUGGAAUGUCCCGGAAGCUCUGGACGAAGAAUGGCUGGUGCCGUCGAGUGAUAACAGCAUGCACCACAAUCCAAUUCUCAAUCGAUCACCCAACAAAAACAACGUAGAAAAAGAGGAUUCCAGCGCCACUGCCCCGGCCUGGUUCCCUUGGAUGCCAUCCAUUACUCAAAUUCAGGCCCUCAAGGUUCGGGAACUUAAGCGGAUUUGUGCUGAUCGAGGACUGAAGCAGAUGGGCAACAAAGCGGAGCUCCAACAGCGACUCUGGGAUUGGACACGUACGCAACAACAUCGCCAAAGGCGUCUGAUGAUUGGAAGCAACAGCCUUGGCAAUUCAGUUGCCGGUAGAAAGCUCCGAAUAGAAUCCACCACUAGGGAUCUUUUGGACAAACAAGACACAACGGACGACGUUUCUAGUCCUUCUAGUCUAGAAGAGUGGGCUAGGACCUACAACAUUGAGCCGUUGCUUCAGAGGCGAGAGCAGAUUCACAAGGAGAAGCGAGAGGGCAAGCCUGUAAAAAAGAAACCAGGCACAAAGUCACGUAGGCGUUCCUAUCCUAUCAACCCUUCCAAGGAGUAUCUGUCCAAGCUUUUUGACGCCCCGUCGUCUCAGUACUCAAACUUUGAAGUCAAAGAAAUGUAUGCUGCUGCAAAGACCGCCGACAAGAACGGAGACCGUGUGCUUUGCAAACAGAUUCUGCACAAGCUGAAGGAAGCAACGCCACAUGAUGGACGCAUCCACCGUCGUUUGGCUCGAAUGGAAAUGGAGGAAGGCAAUGUGUACCAAGCCAGAGAAAUCCUUCAAGAUGGAUUGCGAUCUAACCCCGACAACGCCUACUUGUGGCAUGGUCUGGGGCUGCUCGAGGUGAAGGCUGGCAACGACGAUGCCUCUAGCAAGUGUUUCAUGAAGGCGAUCCAGUUGGACCCUGCGUUCCCGAAUGCCUACCAUGCAUGUGCCACCAGGGAACACACGAAAGGACACAUUGCCAAUGCCAUGAAGCUCUUGAAGGCGGGACUUCAGUAUUGUCCGACUAAUCAUCGCCUGCACCAUGCACUUGGCGACCUCUACCGAGAAGCCAAAUUGCUUGACAUGGCCGAGAAAAGCUUUCGACGUGCGUUAGAGCACAGCCCCGAAGUGAGCCGUUCGUUUGCUUACACGUCGUUGUCGCAUGUUGCCUACGAACUGGGCGAUAUUCAGGCUUGUCGGUCUUGGCUUCGAAAGGCCAUCAACUUGAACAAUGGGCGUAGUGCCAAGGGAUGGCUUUCCAUGUCCCGCCUUGAGGAAAGCGAAGGCAACAUCGAUGCGGCACGAUCAGUGUGUAUCGCAGCGCUGAACAUGUACGAGAAGGGCCUGCUAAGCCGAAGCAGGCGACCAGGUUCGGAGAAUACCUCGAAGCAGGAGGGGAUGUUGCUAGAGUCUGCUCGUUUCCAGGACCCAGUGCAGCUGAAGAACCAUCUGUUGGAGUCGGUGCCAAAGUACAGAUCAGGCGAUCACUUCUUAAAGGUUUACCGCAACUGGGCUCGUUUGGAGGAGAACCAUGGGACCACAGAGACGGUCGACGAUGUAUACAACCGAGCGUCACUUGCGUUUCCAUGGGAGUGGAGAGUCUCUCUUGAUUGGGCCAAGUAUCAUGUCGAUCAAUGGGCCUCCUGCCGGGUCAGCUGGCGAUUCGAUCGCGCCCGCUUGCUUUUUAAUGAAGCCUGCAACAAAGCAUCGAAUAAGCAUGCAGAUCCCUAUCGGUUAUAUGCCGAAUUUGAGAUGAGCCAGGGCAUGUACGAGGAAGCGAGGAAAAUCCUUUAUCAUGGUGCCCUUGUCAUAUCGGAUUCAUCUGACGGUGGUAUGGGUAACCAAAGGGGAAUGGCGGAGCUCUACCAUACUUGGGCUGUUUGUGAAUGGUACCUCAACAACCUCUCGAGAGCCGAAGUUCUUUUCGAUCAUGCUCUGAGGCUUACGAAAGCCGGAGAGGAAGGUUCGUCAUUGCGCUCGUCCAUUCUGUACUCGAUCGCCCAACUGGAGUAUGAGGUCGGCGAGUACCAUCUGGCACAGCACUGUGUAUGUCUGUGUUUGAAGGAAAACGCGUUACCCGGAGGGAAUGCGAGAGUUUGGGAACUGUGGGCCAAAGUCGCCGAAGAACUGGGAGAUGAAGAUCUCUCUGAAAAAUGCUGGGAACAGGCUAGUCUGGUCGAGACCGCUGUUGACGAUUUCGACGCGACGAGUCUUUCCGUGCUACGAGCACUGUCGGACCCAGGGUCGGCCACGAUGAAAGAAGCAGACAUGCAGAAGCUGAUGCGGAAGGAUCCCUGGCAUUACAGGAUUGUUGAUGUUGAGAGGAAGCGCAGCAAAUUGUUUGGAGUCACGCUCCCUCCCGAAAGAGAAGAGUUGCAGGAUUGA